AUUUACGGAAGAAUUCAGUCGACAUCAUGGAGAGCCUGAGCGAAGGUGACAGAGCCGUUCUGAAGACGAUCUUCGAUCCGUUUCAGCCGCUCGGUCCGUCUGAUAUUCCAGACUUUCCGGCUUUCCAGGAAGUUGAAGAGACGACGGAUGCCUUUGAGGAGGAUCGUUUAGAACCGAAUGUACUCGACAUCGUGAAGAAGGCAAUAGUCUGCGCGGAAGAGAAGAACUUCGACGAAUCCUUUCGGCUUUUCCACAAGGCGUUAAAACAGGCACCUGAAUCGCCGUCGAUCUUAAAUGAUAGAGCGCAAGCGUUACGUCUGGCGAAUCGAGAUGAAGAAGCGUUGAAGGAUCUGCAUCUGGCGGUGGAGUUGAGCGAAGGAAAAGGAAGAGCUGGCAUUCAGGCACUCUGUCAACGAGGUGCCCUUUACCGUUGGAUGGAGCAGGACGACAAGGCCAAGGAAGACUUCAUUCGUGCGGCCAAGGCUGGCUCGAGCUUCGCUAAAUCGCAACUGGUCGCUCUGAAUCCUUAUGCGGCCAUGUGCAACGCGAUGCUGCGCAAGAUGACACUCAAGGCCAAUCGACCGUAAUCUAACAUGGAACUAGCAGAUAAAUCCACGAGCGCGGAUCCACAAGACCUACAGAUCCUGAUAUAAUGACAAUCGUAAAAGUAAUAAUAUAAUAAUAAUAUAGUAAUAAC
This is a messenger RNA of Temnothorax curvispinosus, 697 nucleotides long. RefSeq names its product tetratricopeptide repeat protein 36. The record is from RefSeq and is a predicted model, not a curated record. The transcript has 4 exons. The coding region runs from base 27 to 587 and encodes 186 amino acids. NCBI's taxonomy places the organism in Eukaryota, Metazoa, Arthropoda, Insecta, Hymenoptera, Formicidae. Gene Ontology annotation, molecular function: protein binding. Gene Ontology annotation, biological process: cilium assembly.